AUGCCCAUCCGUCCGUUUGACGAUUGGGUCAAUGGCCGUCGCCAGUCCCUCCCCCUCUCCGCCUUGAAGGGCGCGGUCGUCGGUAUCGAUGCAUCGCACUAUAUUUCCCAGCACCUGACCAACCAGUCCACCCGCGAGGCCCUGUUGGGCGCUCUCGGUGGCUUCCCAUUCGCCCUGAAGAACAACAUCGAGAAGGAGCUCCAGACCUUCAAGAACCUGGGGGUUGGCUGUGUCUUCGUCUUUAAUGGCCUUGACUUCGGUAAGAAGGAACACCGCACGAACACUUCGCCCGCGUCGGUGCGCUCCUUCGAGCAGGCCUGGGAGCUCUAUGAUCAGCAGCAAGCCGACCAGGUUGUCGAUGCCUUCAGCAAUGCCGGUAUGCCCACUUUCUAUACUCUUCAGUUCUCGCAUCUCUGGGCGACCUGCAUCCCCAGUGUCAGAUCCUAUCAGGUGCUUUCGCCAAUCUCACCACUAAUCGCUGACCAAGCCCUCACCUCAGGGACCCCACCCCCGGAAACCCUCUACAAGUUCCUGCAGCGGAUCCUGAACGAGAACCGUGUCUCCUUUAUGGUGGCGCCGUAUAGCGCAGCUGCUCAGCUUGCCUAUCUUCACCGUGGCACCAACCCCGUGAUCGAUGCCGUUUAUGGACCUUCCGAGAUCCUUAUGUUUGACCUGGAUAAGCUGGUGACCAAGAUUGAGACCGAGCCCGCCCAGUUUUUCUGGAUCAACAAGCAGACCUGCCAAGAAGAGCUGGGACGUCUGUCCAAUGACCAAUUCUUAGACUUCUGCUUGCUUCUGGGCUCUCCGUUCCUGCGCCCCUGCCCACUUUUUGAAAACCCCGGAUUCCCCGGCAAACUUCCUGCCAUUCGCGAUGCUCUCCCUAUGUUCAACGCAGCCGGACGGAACGCCUUGACCUUGUGUGCUCAGUUCGAAGACGACCGUCGCAUGCAGGAGUUCCAGUACACAGACCGCUACAAGCGCGCAUGGAUGAUUGUGAAGCACCAUGUCUACGUGGAUAUCGACGGCCGGGUUGCCCCCAUGGAUCCCGAAUCCACUUCUUCAGAUAUGCAUGAGCUCAUCGGCCAGCGGCUGCCGGAAGAACUCUACUUCUAUCUGUCCAAGGGAAUCCUGGGCCCGGAAGUACCAAACACCUUGACGUCGGGUGAAGUGCGCAUUGAUCUGCCGCUGGGCACAGAAGACACUGAAGUUUACCGUCAGCUUGUGGGGGAUGACCUUACUCCAAUCCGCACACAGUCAAUCUGCCUGCUGGCAAACUGUCUCCACCGAUUCUACCAGACCAAAGUGAUUAAAAUUCAACCAUGGUUUGAUGACAACUCCGAGCGGACGAUCAACCUCAAGAAUCUCCCUUCGGUCAAGGAUACCAUUUCAUCCUGGAAAGUUUCCGGAGACCAAUUCCCCGAGAGUGUCAAGAAACUGCAGGCUCCUCGCGGGUCAUUCAAGUUUGCCAUUCAGAGCUUAAGCAAUUCGGACUUUGCGUCGAAGACAUUUGCUACUAAAGAGAUGCCUAUCUUGUCAGCACAAGAAGACAUUCUGUCCAACGUAAUGUGGCGAUUCUUGCAACUGCGCGGAUAUGUCGAUGAUAAGCACAAGCUCACUGCCUGGGGCAAGUGUCUGGAAUCAGCACUCUCGGUUGUGGACCCUGCGGGUAAUCUUGAAGAAGCUGUUUUUAUUGCUGUCGAGAUGCUUCGCAUGGACCUUCUCAACACCACGCACUGGUUCGCACACGUAUCGGGAGGACCGAUGAGGGGAUCGGAGGAGGACAAGACUUUCAACAUGCUGGUCUCCCGGGUUGCUUGCAUUGCCAAGCUGCAGCAUAAGGCAAUUGGAUAUUCUGGCCCCCUGAGCCGGCAGCUGCUGUGCUACCGCUCUCUGGUUUCCGAAGUACGAUCCGCGCUGAGGAAUCUGGUUGAAGUGGUGCUGGCCAGCCUGCUGCUUAGCGGCGAUGCCGAACGGGACCGUAAGGACUGGCCGGAGCUGGGAAUUAAGCUACCAUUUGUUGAUGAUAAUGAUUGCGGUCUUGGCAUCGCUGUACGCACUUACUUGGAUGACCUCCCCCUGCAAGCAAACCCCACCUCACCCGAGGCUCGGGCAGAGGUCAAGUCAAAGGGCAAAGAAUGGUUCCAACACAGCGAGAGCUUUACUGGAAACCUGGAUCUGGCAUUCAAGCUCUGGGAUGCGGUCUACAAGGGAACACAGCAUGCCGGCAAGGAGAUUAAGGAUGCGAAGCUGUGGGACGAUGCGAACAAGUGGUUGUCGGAGCGACGGUAA
Molecule: messenger RNA, 2289 nt
Organism: Penicillium cinerascens
Lineage: Eukaryota; Fungi; Ascomycota; Eurotiomycetes; Eurotiales; Aspergillaceae
Product: MKT1 family protein
Exons: 7
Coding region: 1-2289 (762 amino acids)
Biological process (GO): DNA double-strand break processing; DNA recombination; mismatch repair
Cellular component (GO): nucleus
Molecular function (GO): 5'-3' DNA exonuclease activity; 5'-flap endonuclease activity
Source: RefSeq, a predicted model, not a curated record